UUAAGUCAGGUUUCCUCUGAAAACACACACACACACACACACACACACACACACACACACACACACACACACACACACACACCUGUAGCAGCUCUGUAUCAUCUUGCUGGCUCUGACCAGGCAUUAGCUCAUUCAGCAUCUCUGUCAUUACAGUGAUAUUUCCCUUCACCAGUGCCAGCUCACUCACACACUCACACACACAAUAAACCUGACACCACAGACCUGCUGCCUAAUCAACUCAUUGCAUAAAAGCAAUAAUUCUUAAUUCCUGCUCUUCAUUAUCUUUAUGCAAGUAUAAAAACAUCCUAUGUCUGUAUUUAUGAAAUAUAUUAUUAUAAUGUUGUUGUCAACAAAAACUUAAAUUCACACAAAUAUGUUUGAUAUCAUGCCUUUGACCCAGACAUAUCUUGUGUAUGUGAGAAUAAAUAGGGUUAUUAUCCUGCAAACAUGUUGCAUCUGUCCUCUUUUUAAACGUAUGUCUGCUAUGUCAUUAUCUAAGCUGCCAUGAUGGGAAUUUACCCUGAAGCUCAUUUUAUAACUGAUCUAAGUGCAGUUUCUGUGUGAGAGUAUUUUUCAAUUAUUGUGUUUGAGAUUGCUCCUCAGCCAAAUCAAGGUCAAAUUAUUGGGGUUUUUUCUUGCUUCAUGCUUGCUGGGAAUUACAUCAAACUAAAUCUAGUAAUCAACACAUAAACCUAGCUUCUCAGAUGUGUCAUAUGUGUUUGCUUUGAAGCUAGCCAAAACAUCAGAACCUUGAAAAAGAAGUGGGAGCUGAGGUGAGCUCUGGCCGUCCUCAAUAAUAUGUCUGUUGUUUGUGUUGUAAGGCACUGAUUUCAGUAUGUUAUUGUUCACAAGCUCAAGGAUGUCUGGUGUAGGAGUCUCUGAAGCAUCCAAAGGAAAACCCAUAACUCGUCCUUCUGUUGUACCAUCCGCACCUAAAACUAUGCCUCAGCCAUUCAACUGUGUUGUGUGUGUCUGCUGGAUUUCUGUUUCUGUCCUUCUCAAUGGAUCUGCAUUGUUUGCUUCGAACAUUUCAACCCAGAUCCAGAUUGCAAACAAGACUGUUGUUCAAGACGAGGAGGACACAGACUGGGAUUCACCAUUUAUUCAGCUGAGAGACAGUCUGCUGUCCUACUUACAGCCAGUCCCUCCAUACACUCUGCUGACAAAUGCUGAGGACUACCACUACAUGCCCAAACCCAGACACCGCCGCCCCUCACGCCUCCUGCGUCUUCUGGGAUCCUCUUUUGACCUGUUCCGGAUGUCCAUAGAGCAGCCAUCUGAAGUCUCUGGGUGUCACCGGGAUGGUCAAUCUUUGGGUAAUGAGUCACUGCCGGCAAAAUUACCCAACUACACCACUGCCAAGAAGAAGUUCAACCUGAGUGCUUCUCCAGAGCUGAGAGAGGCUGCAGCAAAUCAAAUCAUCAUGCCGGGAAAGGAAGCUGCAGAUCAAGAUAUCAGUUCUUUGCCCUCACAUGUCGCCAGUUCAGUCAGAAACUGGUUAGUGCGCUCUGCCACUUGUGGAUUGAGCUACCAAUGGGUGGAUCUGGGUCCAUUUUUCUCGCCACGUUGGCUGCGUCAGACUGAUUGUGAAAAAUCAGAUGGAGUGAGAAGCUGCUCCUUUCCUGCUGGGAUGGAGUGUGUGCGAAUUCUUACAGCUCGCGUAAAGAUUCUGGCUUGGCACUGCUUGGAAAUCAGAGAGGGAGGAGAUGUUUCUAGAGGGGUAAAAUCGGUCAGAUCUGAUGGCAGAAAUGAGAUGGGGACAGGUGAAGUCAUGAAAAGGUGUAUAUGGAGGCACGUGCCUUACCCUGUGGUCACAGCAUGUACAUGUUCUUGUAAAUAA
This is a messenger RNA of Cyclopterus lumpus (lumpfish), 1840 nucleotides long. Its product is annotated as noggin-2-like. Gene Ontology annotation, biological process: dorsal/ventral pattern formation; osteoblast differentiation; negative regulation of BMP signaling pathway. Lineage: Eukaryota; Metazoa; Chordata; Actinopteri; Perciformes; Cyclopteridae. The transcript has a single exon. The record is from RefSeq and is a predicted model, not a curated record. The coding region runs from base 836 to 1840 and encodes 334 amino acids.